AUCCUAACGAAGCUUUCGAGAACUUGAGGAGCAUGGGUACCAAAGCGACAAGGUCCUGGGCGUCGGGCGCCGGGGGCGGAUUCCUGCGGGGCGUCGGGCACCGGGUGAGCUUCGACCCCGAGGCACCCCCGCCGCCACCCCAAACCAUGCAACAAACUAGCAACCUCCUCGACAAACCGAAGGAUGACUAUAAGGUCAAGAGACACAGCAUCCACGGGAUGAACGAGGAGGAGAACGUGGUGAGGCCGCACCAGGAAAUGGCCAGUUUGAGCUACCAUGAGAAGAAGUAUCUUCUCGCGGUGGAGCGCGGAGACGUGGCCUCCGUAAGAAGGAUGCUGCAGAGGGCUCAGGAAUCGAAGAUGAACAUCAACUGCGUGGAUCCGCUGGGACGGUCCGCUCUUCUCAUGGCGAUCGAUAACGAGAACCUGGAAAUGGUGGAGCUUUUGAUCGAGCACAAGGUCGACACCAAGGACGCGCUUCUGCAUGCCAUCUCCGAGGAAUUCGUCGAGGCGGUCGAGGUCCUCCUGGAGCACGAGGAGAGCCUCCACAGGAACGGGGAGCGUCACAGCUGGGAGGCGGUGCCGCCGGAUACAGCGACGUUCACACCAGACAUCACGCCUCUGAUUCUAUCCGCGCACAGGGACAAUUACGAGAUCAUUAAGAUCCUUUUGGAUCGUGGAUCCACGUUGCCCAUGCCUCACGAUGUUCGUUGCGGGUGCGACGAGUGCGUAACGUCUCGAAAGGACGAUUCCCUGAAGCAUUCCAGGAGCCGUAUAAACGCCUACAGGGCACUGGCUUCGCCGUCCUUGAUCGCUCUUUCCUCAAAGGAUCCUAUUCUGACUGCCUUUGAGCUCUCUUGGGAACUUCGAAGGCUCUCCUUUCUCGAGCACGAAUUCAAGUGCGAAUACCAGGAGCUUAGAAGACAGUGCCAGGACUUCGCCACUGCCUUGCUGGAUCACACCAGAAGUUCCAAAGAGCUGGAGAUCCUGCUGAAUCACGAUCCCACCGGGCCAGCUUUCGAGCACGGCGAGAGGAUGCAUCUGAAUCGGCUCAAACUGGCGAUCAAAUUCAGACAGAAGAAGUUCGUGGCCCAUCCUAACGUGCAACAGCUACUGGCAUCGAUCUGGUACGAGGGCCUCCCGGGUUUCCGGCGGAAAAACAUGGUCCUCCAAGCCCUGGAGAUCCUCCGGAUCGGCGUUUUCUUCCCAUUCUUCAGUGUCGGCUACAUAAUCGCGCCGCACAGCGUGGUCGGUCAAACCAUGAGGAAACCGUUCAUCAAGUUCAUCUGUCACUCGGCCUCCUACUUCACUUUCCUCUUCAUGUUGAUCUUGGCUAGUCAAAGAAUAGAAGGCUUGAUUGGCGAUUGGGUGGGUCACAACGUCCCGCAGCACGAGCCAGCGCCGACGAAAAGGGGCGCCGCGCCAACCAUCAUCGAGUGGUUCAUCCUGGCCUGGGUGUCCGGUUUGAUUUGGUCCGAGGUGAAGCAACUGUGGGACGUCGGUCUCGAGGAGUAUGUGAACGACAUGUGGAACGUGAUCGACUUCGUCACGAACUCUCUGUACGUCGCGACGGUCGCGUUGAGGGUGGUUGCGUACUACAGGGUGCAAAAGGAGAUGGAGAGCCAGGGACCCCAAAUCGUGUUCGAGCUGCAGCGCGAGCAAUGGGACACAUGGGACCCGAUGCUCAUCUCCGAGGGUCUCUUCUCCGCCGCCAAUAUAUUCAGCUCUUUGAAACUCGUCUACAUUUUCUCCGUGAAUCCUCACCUCGGCCCCCUGCAGGUCUCCCUGUCCAGAAUGGUUAUGGACAUUAUGAAAUUCUUCUUCCUCUACGUGUUGGUGCUGUUCGCAUUCUCUUGCGGCCUGAACCAGCUGCUUUGGUACUACGCCGUCAUGGAGAAGAAACGUUGCCCGACCGCGAUGUCUCAUUCCCCUAACGCCAACGUCACCACCGAUUCGAAUGCCUGCAUCGUUUGGCGGCGUUUCGCCAAUCUGUUCGAAACCGCGCAAACGCUCUUCUGGGCCGUGUUCGGACUGGUCGACCUCGAGAGCUUCGAGCUGGACGGCAUUAAAUCGUUCACCAGGUUCUGGGGAAUGCUCAUGUUCGGCACUUACUCGGUCAUCAACAUCGUCGUGCUAUUGAACCUUCUGAUCGCCAUGAUGAACCAUUCCUAUCAGUUGAUAUCCGAACGCGCGGACGUGGAAUGGAAGUUCGCCAGGAGCAAGCUGUGGAUCAGUUACUUCGAGGAGGGCGGAACGGUGCCACCGCCGUUCAACAUUAUCCCAACCCCGAAAAGUAUCUGGUACAUGGGCCAAUGGUUGUAUCGGAAGCUCUGCGGUCACAGCAGAGCCGCCAAGAAGGAACACAUGCGAACGAUCAGAAGAAAGGUGAAGCAAGCUUCCGAGAGGGACAUUCGGUACCAAAGCAUUAUGAGGAACCUGGUUAGGAGGUACGUGACGGUGGAGCAGAGGAAGGCGGAGAGCGAGGGUGUGACGGAGGACGACGUGAACGAGAUCAAGCAGGACAUCAGCGCGUUUCGGUGCGAGCUGAUCGAGAUCCUGAAGAACUCCGGGAUGAACACGUCGACGGCGAGCGGGGCCGGAACCGGUGCGGGGGGCAAGAAGAACCGUCAGAAGGAACGACGAUUGAUGAAGGGGUUCAACAUCGGACCGCAGCCGAGCGGAAGCGGAAGUCUGCCGCCGGUCGACGAGUUCAUAGCGUCCCUCCAAGAAGCACAGAACGAGAACUCCCACGACGUGUUCGGCUCGACUCUGAGCGGCAUAUUCGCGCCCGGGACCACCCCGAAACGAAGCUCCCACCACACGAGCACGAACAGCGUGCCCGGGCUGGGCACCAGGCGACAGGGACGCGGUACCAGGGGAUCCUCCAGCAAAAAACGAUGGGAGAACAUCAUCGAGGCGGCCAAGGCUGGCAGAGUCUCCAGGCUGAUCGGUAGAUCUCGUUCGGAGGAUUCCGUGUACUCGCCCACGUUCGAGGACGGCGGUUCAAGGUCGGAGGGUUCCACGGACUCAAAGUCCUCGCUGGAGACGCCCGGCCAUGAAGUCCAGCCCCACCAUUCCCAUCACUCGCAUCAUUCGCAUCAUCACGAGGCUCAUCACGUGUUCGCUCACGGCCUGGGCGCUUUGGCGGCGCUGCGGAAGAAACGGAAGAAAUUCUCGGCCUCCAGAUCGUCGACCCCGGCCACGAGGAGCACCAACGGCUCGAAUCCGUUGAAUCCGAUCGCGUCAGCGUUCAUCUCCAGGGUAUCGAGGAAGCAGCCGCUGCACAGAGCGAGCAGCGUACCCGCCAGGGGCCCGGAACUGGGCCAGCAGCCGAUCCCCCCCAGGAGGCACGAGGGCACGCAGAGUCAACAGCCCAGCAUCGACACUCCGGAAGGCGCGAGCAUGAACGAGCAACCUGCGGUGGUAACGGCCGUUCCACUGACGCCGUCUACGACCGAGGAGAGCAUGAUCGCCAGCGGGUCUAUCUCGGUGACCAUGAAGAGAAACGGCUCGGCGACGCAGCUGCAGCGUCUGCAGGGCAUCGAGCUGAUAUCGGGCCACGACGUGUCGGGCGGAUGGCUCUGAGACGACCCCUCGGUCGCCAGGGUGCGACGCGUCAGCUAGCAAAGUGGACGAACAUUGGAGAGUUUCGUUUCGUUUCCGUCAGCCGCGAUGGCUGGGACGACGACAUCGAUCGCGUCGUCGUCGUCGGCAUACGCACAAUGAUGCCUUUCUCGCGACGACACCGAGACUUAAACAGACACUGUAUCGCCUAAAGUAUAAGUGAAUCUCGCGAACAACGCCCCCCCGUUCGUCGACCCAUCGGUCAGCCCUCCUCCCUUCGAUCGAGAGUCCCCGGGACUUUGGUAAUCGCGCGAACAACCCGGAACUCGCGAGAUUUUUAGGCAUUCGUGACACACCGUCGUUCAGUAUUUACCAUUGAUGCUUCCGGGUACGGGUCGUAUCCUUGCGGAGAAUUUGUACCAGUGCGUUUUUUGACCUCUGAUGGAACAAUUCCCCCGUAAGGAAAAAGAUUUCCUAGACUUUUCGCGAGAGAACGUCGUUCAUCGGGCGAUUUUGUACCGCGAAGGGAAACCAUUUCGUCCGUCUCCGUGUCACCCUGAAACGCCGUACUGCUACUAUUACAACUACUGCCAGAACGGAAGGGGCGAAUGGGUCGACGGUAACUAGCCUAGUCAGCACACUAGUCAGACGAUCUCGUACGAAAGAGAGAAACGACGUUUACAGUCGAGGAGACGAUCAACUGGCCGCUCAAGAUCCACGUCCCACCUUGUGAAUCCUGAUCCAAUCGCCACUGGAGACCCACUCUGUAUUUGCGGGUUGCAAAAUCUCCGGUGGGCCCCAAACAACAAAAAUAUCCUUAUAGAUUUUACAUCGAGAGCGACAGAACAGCGGGGAUGUACUCCGCCUCGAAAGCUUGAACGACCAGUUGAUUUUGAUCGGACCAGAGUCAUAGUGGCGCGUUAAAUUCUAAGGACAAUGAUUAUUACUAAUGGAAGAAUCGUGGAGUAUUGUUAUAAUCGUUUUAGCGGAAUCACGUUCGCGUCGAAUUUAUCGGAAUAGCUUCAGGAAGCUGGUCUACUGAAGUCCGGCGCUUUUCUAUCGUCCCCCGAAUCCAACUGGGGGGUUUCUUACUUUUUUAUUUUGACUGUUCAACGAAAUCUAGUCAGACGCCUAACGAAACGUUUUAUGCUCGUUAACGGAACCAAUUUCGUUUUUAGUGCCGCGUUGGGGCCUCGAUUAUCCGAACUCUUUUUCGAACACGUCUCGGUGACAGGAUUUACCACGAUUCGUUCGAACAACCGAGGUUCCAUCGUGUUUAUCGAAUGGAAGGGAAAGAUAGGGAGUUCUCGCACUUGAAAAUUAGGGCAAUAGUCCUGCCGGUCGAUAGUCGUUUCCAAACGGGAAUCGCCAAUGGCGGGUAGCGCGCAAGGAGGAUUGCCUUGGACUUUCAAGAAACUUCUACACGGUGGAGCUUCCGAAAAAAAAAAAACUUCUUUAUCGCGUGUUUCAACGGACUUCGUUCGUCGCGUUCAUGGAGAUUUUUCCCUUAGUCGUUCACGUAGCGGGGAAGACGAGGUAAAAGUGUCACGACCAAAGAAGGGGCCGUAGCGUAGUCGAGUAGAGGCCUAACAGAGACGAAGAUCCGUACUACUUCCUAGAUAUUACGUGUACGUAUGAUAAUAAUAAAUACUAUUAAUGUUAACGUGCUGUCAGGAACCGCGAGGCAAGUCGUUCUUCGCGAACCUGAAAGACCAUACGUCUAGUAACUAUACCGCCUACGUGUAUUAUUUAUGAGAUUAUUAUUGUAAAUGUAAAGAUAGAUGUCCACUUGGCAAACAAAGUUGUAGUGAAUGUUAUAUUGUGAGCGGUUAUUGUUGUAAAAAAAAACGAUAAAAAAUGGGAGAAUCAGACGAAGAGGGAAAGGAUGAACGAACAAAAAAAAAAAAAAAAAUGGAGAAACGACUCAACAAAACGCAAAAACGGAACCAACUGUUUUAUUAAUAACAAAGUAAUCGAACAAAAAAUAGAU
Molecule: messenger RNA, 5553 nt
Organism: Colletes gigas
Lineage: Eukaryota; Metazoa; Arthropoda; Insecta; Hymenoptera; Colletidae
Gene: Trpgamma
Product: transient receptor potential-gamma protein
Exons: 17
Coding region: 33-3584 (1183 amino acids)
Biological process (GO): manganese ion transport; calcium ion transmembrane transport; regulation of cytosolic calcium ion concentration
Cellular component (GO): membrane; cation channel complex
Molecular function (GO): protein binding; store-operated calcium channel activity; inositol 1,4,5 trisphosphate binding
Source: RefSeq, a predicted model, not a curated record